Molecule: messenger RNA, 372 nt
Organism: Phanerochaete carnosa HHB-10118-sp
Lineage: Eukaryota; Fungi; Basidiomycota; Agaricomycetes; Polyporales; Phanerochaetaceae
Exons: 1
Source: RefSeq, a predicted model, not a curated record
UGGCUCAAAUCGACGAAAUUCAUUGUCGAUGCUUUCCACUACGUCAACCACCGGGCCACAGAUGUUCUCUGCCGUUUAUGGUGCAACCCGGCCCCUACCAAUGGCUCUCAACCAGAUCUCGUAUUGGUAGAAAGGGAUCAACAGGGACGUACCCAUCAAACUCGUGCAUUCAACACCGAAACGGCCGAACAGCUGAAUGCUUGGCUUCAAGGUUACGAAGCGCCUCUUCGCAAUAUGACAGACGUCAACUUUGAUCUGUUUGUCCAUGCGCUUUUCCUACUCUUUGCUGAAGAUGUCCAAGCACGGAUAGAGCGUAAAGACCGUGCGCUCGGGGAGGAGUUCUGGGAGAACAUGCAAGAAGGAGGAGAAUAA